Molecule: messenger RNA, 1199 nt
Organism: Patella vulgata (common limpet)
Lineage: Eukaryota; Metazoa; Mollusca; Gastropoda; Patellidae
Exons: 3
Coding region: 77-1036 (319 amino acids)
Source: RefSeq, a predicted model, not a curated record
AUCGCCCAUAUAUAAACAUAUAUAAACUUUUAUUUGUAUAUACCAUACUUUACAUAAGUUACGACAAUACCUCAAGAUGUUUGGCUCUAUUUGUGGUUUAUUAUCUUUCAUGACCAUAAUAUGGACAACAGACGCCCAAUCCUAUAAUCGCGGUGGAAUAUCCCCACCAGGUGGAUUUGGAACGUUUGGUAGAGGUUAUCCACCAGUGGGAGUUGGUUCGACAGGAUUCGGUACAAGAAAUACACCAGGGUUUGGUCUUAGUCCUUCGUUAGGUGGAGGUCCAUUAAAUAGACCUGGAGCUGCUGGUUUAGGAGGACCGGGAUUAGGAGGACCGGGAUUAGGAGGACCGGGCUUAGGCGGACCGGGCUUAGGCGGACCGGGAUUAGGAGGUCCUGGACUAGGAGGACCUGGACUAGGACCACAGGGUUUAGGAGGGCCGGGAUUGGGAGGACCGGGUUUGGGAGGACCGGGAUUGGGAGCACCAGGAUUGGGAUUGGGAGCACCAGGUUUAGGAAUAGGAGCACCAGGAUUAGGCGCAGCGGGAUUAGGAACUUCCGGUUUAGGAGCAACAGGUUUCGAUACCGUAAGAAGCAGUUAUGGUUCCCCUGGCUAUGGACUCGGUGGUUUGGGUUCCAAUGGUUAUGGUAAUAGCUAUAACUCUCGUUUUGGUUUCGGAGGCUAUGGUACGCCUGGUUUGAGCGGAUCCGGAUAUGGAUCUCUUGGAUACGGAACAGGUAGCCUUGGUUCUGGCUAUGGUGCAAGUGGCUUUGGUACAGGCUAUGGACCAGGUAGCUUAGGUUCUGGUAUUGGAGCAAAUGGUUUGGGAACAGGCUAUGGAACAAGUGGCUUGGGAACAGGCUAUGGAACAAGUGGCUUGGGAACAGGCGGCUAUGGAACAAAUGGCUUAGGAACAGGCUAUGGAACACGUGGCGUUGGAACUGGUUAUGGUAAUGGAAUUGGUCCGAACACGUACGGAACAAAUGGAUUAGGUACACCAACAGUUGAUACAAAUGUCUUCGCUCUUGGUAAAAAGUAAACACCAUUAACACAGUUUAAUGUAUUCAAAGGUAUUAAGAAGCGGGUAUAUUUGGAUUUCGAUGCUGUAUCUCUCUCACUUGUACAUUCACAUUCCUCUGUACAUUACCAUGAUUUUUCCUCUUGUAUUUAGUUUCCAUUGAAAUAAAAUGUUUUAAAAAUGA